AAGUGCAUUUUGCCGCUGUCGCUGUCGUCGUCGGCGUGGUCAUUCUUGUUGCCGUUAAGAAUUCUUAAUUUGCAUGCAGUACAUUUGAAGAAAAUAUUACAAGUGCAUAAUUUUACAAUUUAAAUGUGACAACUUCUUGUGUUUGUUGUUGUUUUUGUGCUUUCCCUUGUGCCUAUACGUGGCUGUGUGUGGCUGCUGAAGCAUUCAAAGUAUCAAGUGCCAGCCAGUAAUUUUUUGCUCGUUUACAUAUAAAUAUUUGUUGUUGUUUUUAUUGUUUUACUUUCCACUUGCCAUGUGUGUGCUUUUUCCUGCUAUUCUUUACAUACGUGCGUCUUAAAUUCUUUGAAAAUUUUCAAACCAUUCCUAUAAGCCGAACAUUCAAGAAUUCUACGUGCGCGAGAUCGUCGCUUGAGUCUUUUGAUUCGCCUACUAAUUGUUUAACAGUACGCGCUUUACACACGUACAUAUCUCGGCAGUUUGUAUACAAUUCGUCACAACACACGGUCAACAGCCGGCAGUCUCAGUGUAUCUCGUGAUUUAUUGCCUUCUGCCGUUUGACGCUCCUCUCCGCUCUACGCGCCGCCUUCAUCGCGUCUUCGCCUUAUCAGCAGCACAACACAGCAACACAGAAUGGGCGUGCUGUGGCUCAUUACAAAGUACCUGCCAUGUGCUCGCAUCAUGGUGUCACGCCGCAAGAUUCUUUCACGUUCUAGAGAUGAUCUGAAUUUGGAUCAGACUUUUAGUCCACAGGAAGAGGAGGAGGAUGUGUGGUAUCAAAAGGAGAAACUGUAUAAGGAGCACAUACAAGAAGUUUUGGACAAAUGGACACAAAUCGAUGAUGAGAUUUGGGCCAAAGUGAUUGUUUUCGAACGCAAUCGACGCGUAGCGAAAGCAUAUGCACGUGCGCCAGUGCUCACCAUAAAUGGCUCCGAUGAUGGCUUCGAUGGCAUGCGCAUCGGUUUAUGUGGUUUUGAUAAUCCAAUGCGCGAUCAGAAGACCGAGGAAUAUAAGCGGCACAUCGGGCAGGGUGUCAAAAUCAAAAUGGAUGACGCUGGCAAUAUACUCGUUCGCCGCUAUGCCAAAAGCAAUGUUUACGUUAAGAGCACAGCGAGUGCUCCCAAUGAGGAGACAUCCAUUGGUGCCGACAUACUCAAAUUGCCAAACCAAGCAUUGGAAAGUGAAAAAAUAGUCAAAUUAUUCGAUAUGAAAAAAUUCCAAUCGAAUGUAAAUCGUGAACUUCGUCGUGCUUAUCCCGAUCGUCGACGCCUGGAAACGCAAUGUCUGUCCGUUGUGGCUUUUGUCAAAUCGGAGAACGAUAUAUUGGACUGUCCCGUUUGGGUGCUCAUUGUCAAUGUGGUCGCAAUGGAUAUGCUAAAGAGCAAAUUGCCACCAGUGCAACGCCCCAUAGUGGACAUUAAGAAUCGCCCGAGGAUUCCCAUACCCGACGAGGAUCCGUACAGCGUGGCCGGCAACGGCAGCGGCGGCAGUUCGGGCAGCUCUGGUUUCGGUGCUGGCAGCAGCCAUCAUUCACAACAACAACAGCAGCAGCAGCAGGCCGCCGUUAGUAUGGGCAUGCACACCAUGAAUGGCGCUGGUAUGAAUGGUGGCACCGCUGUCGCUGGACAUGUGGCCGCCACACGUGAACAGUUGCUGUUGCAGACACAACAAUUGGCUCAUAAACGCAGCGAGAAGCCGCCGAAAUUGCCGCCACGCGAUAAUAUUUACUCGCAUGACAUUAUACCCAAGCCCGAUUACGAUGACAUCGAGGUAGACACCAGAAUCAAAUUAUCACGUGGCAAAUCAGACAAAGGCAAAGACAACAAGAAAUAUGAUGAUCCUUACUAUUGUGGUUUGCGCGCACGUGUACCGAACUUCGUGAAGACCUCAAAGUCCAGCAAGGAGCACAAGGAGCAUGUUACCAAUGGCACACUGGUUAAUGGCAAUGCUGGCAACACGAAUGGCAACAGCAACGGCAGCAACAUGAACACACUCAGCCAAAAGAAGAACUCCAUGAUCCACAUGUCGAUGACAGCGCCCAAUUUGCACGCGAUGCACGUGGCAGCUCCACAGCCGCCACCGCACAUGCAUCCACAUCACAUUCAGCAGCAGCAGCUGAUGGCCGCCGCUGCAGCACACGCCGUGCAUCAUCAUCACCCGGCAGCGGCCGCGCACCAUCACGUGCCACAGCAUCCGAUGUGGCAGACGCGCAGCUUCGAGAGCGGCAUAGAUGCCGAUUUAGUUGAAUCACCAUACAAUCACAUCUAUGGACGCUUGCCACUGCCAACACGUGGCUACGUGCCCACACCGCGCACCAUGUACAUUGGCGAAUGGGAUUGAUGAGUCAGCGGAGCGAGGAAAUUCGAAGCAUAACAUUAAAAAUAAAUACAUAUAGCCAUAUACAUAUGUCUAUAUAUAUAUUAUAUGUCUAUGACUUUGCUCUAUAUACUCAAAAAAGUACUUCAUAUAUAAAUAUAUUUCGAUUUGCGUGUAUAUGCUUAUGCGCACGUUUAUUAUGCAACACAGUGAAUAUAAGAAAUAAUAUAUGCAUAGUUUAUAUGCAACAUUUAUUAACUAAUUGUAAGCUUAUAUAUGUUUAUGUAACUGAGUAGCAAUGUCUAAGAGUAUAUAUAUAUAAAACCCAUACAUAUAAAAGAAUGUUAUUGUAGAGCACGCAUAACGGCAAUAAUAAGCUAAAAAUGCGAAAAAUUUAGCAGAAAAUAAUUAGUAUUUUCUUUGAAGUAUAUAUACAUAUAUAUAUAUCGACGUAAAUAUAAAAAUAUAUAAACAUAAAGCAAUGACAACUAUUCUAAAAUAUAUUUUAUUAAGCUCGUAUUUAGUGCGCUUGCUUACGCUUUUAUUUUUCACAGAUCAAUAGCACGCGCAUUAUUAGUACUGUUAUUUUCAUGAUAUGCAAAAAUGUAUGGCAACGCUUAAGGUCAAGCAUAACUUUGUAAAUUUGACGAAGCAAUCUAACGCAACUUAGUAUUUUUAUGCUCUCAGGCUGCAAAUGGUAAUAUUUUUCGAAAAUUUUCAACUAAGUAUAGCAGUUCAUUAUUUGUGUGCUUAUUAUUUUACUUUAAUUUUAUUUAAUUUCUUUUUAAUUCACUCAUAAAAGCAUGCUUAUAUGUACACAUGUAACUGGCAAGAUAAUUAUACACUACCUUAACAGUCAAAAGUUUGGCGUAAAGCAGUCUCAGUAACCGAUAUACUUAUGUAUAUAUACAUGUGCAUAGAAAAUCGAAGAAUUUCUCGGCAAAUCCCAUAAAAUUUCAUACAAAAACAGUCAAAGCCGCCUACAAUGUCGAUUAAUCAGUGGGACAACAUAUUUUUCUCCUAAUAAAAAUGUUGCGUAUACGCACUGUGAAACUGACGGACUUAAGCACUGUAAAAAGUACUUUAAUUUUUUUUUUUAGUUAUGUUAUAUUAUUAUUUGUUUAUUGUCGUAAAAUAAUUGAUUGAUGAAU
Molecule: messenger RNA, 3464 nt
Organism: Bactrocera dorsalis (oriental fruit fly)
Lineage: Eukaryota; Metazoa; Arthropoda; Insecta; Diptera; Tephritidae
Exons: 10
Coding region: 631-2337 (568 amino acids)
Biological process (GO): regulation of DNA-templated transcription
Molecular function (GO): protein binding
Source: RefSeq, a predicted model, not a curated record